This is a messenger RNA of Lagopus muta (rock ptarmigan), 5408 nucleotides long. RefSeq names its product phosphatidylinositol-4,5-bisphosphate 3-kinase catalytic subunit beta (gene PIK3CB). The transcript has 26 exons. Gene Ontology annotation, biological process: phosphatidylinositol 3-kinase/protein kinase B signal transduction; phosphatidylinositol-mediated signaling; phosphatidylinositol-3-phosphate biosynthetic process. The record is from RefSeq and is a predicted model, not a curated record. Lineage: Eukaryota; Metazoa; Chordata; Aves; Galliformes; Phasianidae. Gene Ontology annotation, molecular function: 1-phosphatidylinositol-3-kinase activity; 1-phosphatidylinositol-4-phosphate 3-kinase activity. The coding region runs from base 818 to 4018 and encodes 1066 amino acids. Gene Ontology annotation, cellular component: phosphatidylinositol 3-kinase complex; cytoplasm; plasma membrane.
GGGGUGGAAGAGAAUCUAAAAAUAGGGAAAUUGAAAAUUUAAGUGAUAUUUAAAACUUCUGCUUCUUUCACUGCCAUGUAGGGCACAAAAAUGUUUACUUAAGGUGCUACAGGCGAAUUCUUUAUCCAUAUUGCAUGCACUGCCCAUAACAGCUGCCUGUCAGACAUGAACACAAGCAGAGUGCUAGCUGAUUGACUGUAAUCUGAAAUAUGCUGGUAACUGCUGAUUGAGAUCGCUUCACUCCCACCACGAAGUUCUGAGGCAUUAAAGCACAGAAUGAAAAAGAAAUGUGAAGUCUGAAGCACCAACCUACAGAAAUCUCCCCGAAGAAAGAAAGUCAGACGGAGUCACUGCAGUACGAGGCAGCAGCAUGAUGCUCCAACACAGCACGGGUAGAGUCAGGCAGCUGUAAGAGAGCCGGGGAAGGGCAUGAAGAGGAACCAUUAACUGAGACAGACUGCAGACAGACGGCGAAGGCGCCAGCACCGGGUCGCAUUUGGGUCAUCUUGUAGAGCCUUCUGAGAAAACAGGAUUAAUAGUAAGAAAACAAUGGUUAAUAGAAAUAACUUCAGGAUACGGUUGGACUAAAACAGGAACAGAUUCUCCAAACCCUCUUAGGGAUUAGUGAAGCAGCAGCCUGCUGGUGCUCACUUCUCCAGCCACGAGAUGAUGAGACGUGCUUCUGCUGGGGGACGUGUGGGUGCAGCUACAAAGUCUCCAAGAGCUGUUGGCUUCUGGAAUAAGACUCGGCACUAGAGCCAUCUCUUCUGUCUGCCUGGAUGUGGCCAUGUGGUUAUGAUAUUGUUGAGAUUCCAUAAUGCCUCCUGCCGUGACAGACAGCCUUGACAUCUGGGCAGUGGAUUCACAGAUUGGUGCUGAUGGCUCAAUAUCCGUGGACUUCCUACUGCCCACUGGAAUCUACAUCAACUUGGAUGUCCCUCGAGAUGCCACUAUAUCUCAUAUUAAACAGCUGUUAUGGAAGCAGGCACACACCUACCCACUCUUCCAUCUCCUCAUGGAGAUUGACUCCUACAUGUUCUCAUGUGUGAAUCAGACAGCUGUACACGAAGAAUUGGAAGAUGAAACACGGAGACUUUGUGAUGUCAGGCCCUUUCUUCCUGUCCUUAAACUAGUGACAAGGAAUUGUGAUCCAGGAGAAAAGUUGGACUCCAAAAUAGGUGUCCUUAUAGGCAAAGGUCUCCAUGAGUUUGAUGCCUUACAAGAUCCUGAAGUGAACGACUUUCGAGCUAAGAUGCGGAGAAUCAGUGAGGAGAAGAUUCAGUCCCUUGUGGGUCUUUCCUGGAUGGACUGGUUAAAGCACACUUACCCACCAGAACAGGAACCCGUUGUGCCAGAGAACUUCCAAGAUAAGCUUUACAGUGGAAAUCUUGUAGUGGCUAUUCAUUUUGAUAACUGCCAGGAUGUAUUUAGUUUUCAAGUGUCUCCUAACAUGAAUCCCAUCAAGUUGAAUGAACUGGCAAUCCGAAAACGUUUGACUAUCCAUGGAAAAGAAGAUGAGGAAAUUGAUCCUGCUGACUAUGUGCUGCAAGUUAGUGGGAGGCUAGAAUAUGUUUUUGGUGAUCAUCCGUUAAUUCAGUUUCAGUAUAUACACAACUGCGUGAUGAACAGGACUCUUCCUCAGCUGACUCUAGUGGAGUGUUGCACCAUAAAGAAAAUGUGUGAGCAGGAAAUGAUUGCCAUAGAAGUUGCCAUAAACCGAAAAUCAUCCAACCUUCCUCUUCCCCUGCCACCAAAAAAAACAAGAGCAACAACUAGUGUAUGGGACAUUUGCAGCCCUUUCAAGAUUAUUCUAUUAAAGGGUAAUAAGCUAAAUACAGAAGAAAAUGCCAAAGUUCAUGUUAGGGCUGGUAUUUUCCACGGUACAGAGCUCCUUUGUAAAACCAUUGUAAGCACAGAAAUAUCUGGGAGAAGUGACCAUGCUUGGAAUGAAGUACUGGAGUUUGAAAUAAAUGUCUGUGAUCUACCAAGAAUGGCAAGACUCUGCUUUGCAGUCUAUGCUGUGAUGGAUAAGAUGAAAACUAAAAAGUCAACUAAGUCAAUGAAUCCCUCCAAAUACCAAACCAUCAGGAAAGCAGGAAAAGUGCACUACCCUGUAGCCUGGGUAAAUACCAUGGUGUUUGAUUACAAAGGACAGCUGAAGAAUGGGGAAUUCGUACUGCACAGCUGGUCAUCAUUUCCAGAUGAGCUUGAAGAAAUGUUAAAUCCAAUGGGAACUGUCCAGACUAACCCUUACACUGAAAAUGCAACAGCUUUGCACAUUAGAUUUCAAGAAUAUUCAAAACAGCCUAUUAACUACCCUCCCUUUGAUAAGAUACUUGAAAAGGCAGCUGAGAUUGCAAGAAGCAGUGAUAAUGCUGCGAUGGCGGGUCGAGGCGGUAAAAAAUUUUACAUCGUGCUAAAAGAAAUAAUGGAAAGAGAUCCUUUAUCUCAGCUCUGUGAAAAUGAAAUGGAUCUCAUCUGGACUCUGCGAUACGACUGCCGUGAAAAUUUUCCACAAUCGUUGCCAAAGCUGCUGCUCUCCUUAAAAUGGAACAAACUUGAAGAUGUUGCUCAGCUUCAAGCUCUCCUUCAGAUAUGGCCCAAGCUGCUGCCUAGAGAAGCUUUAGAAUUGUUGGAUUUCAAUUACCCAGACCAGUAUGUGAGAGAAUACGCAGUGGGUUGUUUAAAGCAAAUGAGUGAUGAAGAGCUUUCUCAGUAUCUUCUUCAACUUGUGCAAGUCCUGAAAUACGAACCUUUUCUUGAUUGUGCUCUCUCCAGAUUUCUACUAGAGAGAGCACUUGCUAAUAGAAGAAUAGGACAGAUGUUGUUCUGGCAUCUAAGGUCAGAGGUUCACAUACCUGCUGUUUCAGUACAGUUUGGUUUGAUACUUGAAGCUUACUGCCGAGGAAGUGUUGCUCACAUGAAAGUGCUUGCUAAACAGGUAGAAGCUCUUAAUAAAAUGAAGACUUUAAACAGCCUAAUUAAGCUGAAUGCCAUGAAGCAAAGCAAAGCAAAAGGAAAAGAUGCAAUGCACACAUGUUUGAAACAAAAUGCUUACAGAGAAGCACUCUCUGACCUCCAGUCUCCUCUGAAUCCUUCUGUUAUACUUUCAGAACUGCAUGUUGAGAAGUGUAAGUACAUGGAUUCUAAAAUGAAGCCUCUAUGGAUAGUGUACAACAAUAAGAUGUUUGGAGGAGAUCUUGUGGGCAUCAUCUUUAAAAACGGCGAUGAUCUCCGACAGGACAUGCUGACACUCCAGAUUUUGCGUUUGAUGGAUGUACUUUGGAAAGAAGCUGGCCUGGAUCUCCGGAUAUUGCCGUACGGCUGUUUAGCAACUGGAGAUCAUUCAGGCCUUAUUGAGGCUGUUUCCAGUUCAGAAACCAUUGCUGACAUUCAGUUAAAUAGUAGCAACGUUGCCGCCGCCGCUGCCUUCAACAAAGAUGCUCUCUUAAACUGGCUGAAGGAAUACAAUUUAGGAGAUGACUUGGACCGAGCCAUUGAAGAAUUCACUCUGUCUUGUGCUGGCUACUGUGUAGCUACUUACGUGCUGGGGAUUGGUGACAGGCACAGUGACAAUAUAAUGGUCAGAAAAAACGGCCAGCUCUUUCAUAUAGAUUUCGGGCAUAUUCUUGGAAACUUCAAGUCCAAAUUUGGAAUUAAAAGGGAAAGGGUGCCUUUCAUACUUACCUAUGAUUUCAUUCAUGUUAUUCAACAAGGGAAAACAGGGAACACUGAAAAAUUUGGUCGGUUCCGCCAGUACUGUGAGGAGGCAUACCUAAUUCUGCGAAAGCAUGGAAACCUAUUUAUUACACUUUUUGCACUGAUGUUAACUGCAGGGCUUCCGGAGCUAACCUCUGUCAAGGACAUCCAGUAUCUCAAGGAUUCUCUUGCCUUGGGAAAGAGUGAGGAAGAAGCACUGAAACAAUUUAAGCAAAAGUUCGAUGAAGCACUCCGGGAAAGUUGGACUACUAAAGUGAACUGGAUGGCUCACACUGUUCGCAAGGAUUACAGAUCCUAGGAGAGUUUUGGAUUUGCACUAAGCUGAAUGUUACCUUGAUAAGUGUUUUGAAAUGGGAUCUGUAGUAUGGACCAAUAAAACUUACUUUAAAUAAGAAAACAAGUCAACAACAAUAAGAAACGGGCUGAAAUAAUUCCUGAUUCUUUUGCACUCUGCUUCUGAAUGCCUGAUCCCAAGACUGUCUCCACAAACAGUGACCAAGUGGAUGACCAACUGGAUAAUCAGUUCCUGCUGACUUUGCACGCUGAGAGCUACUAGGCAUUUUUAAAUAUCCUUUGGUACUUUAUGGAGGUGUAAAUAUUUGUUUUAUGCGUUAGGGUAAUGUACUCUAACAUGCUCAGGAGGUUUGAAGACCUCUAAAAGAACUGUUUUUUGUUUUAAAAUUGGGACUUGAAGAGUAAAAUUUUCUUUAUUCUAAUCUAGCUAAAAAUGACCAUGUGUAUAUAUUUUUCAUAUGAAUUCUGCCAUACUGGCACAGAUGCAUUAAUUCUACUGUAAAUAGCAACCACAGUAUCGUUGUACUACAGGAAGCUGCUUAAUGUCUUAUACUGCUGCCAAAAGAUGAGCUCCAGGUAUUUGUAAGGUUUCUUGCAGAGUGAUGAGGGAGGCAGAGACCUCUGAAGUGUUGCAGCAUCCGGAUAGUCAUGGUUGCACGGUUUUGUUGUCCUGAUGCAGGACACACAAAGAAGUCUUUCAGAAAGAGGAAAGGCUGAUUUGAAAUAUGUCUGAACCCCCCUUGAGAGUAGCCUCCCAUUCAGCUCCUGGGGCUUUUCCACUCCCUAGGAGAUGCGUUCAGUUCAGCUUCAACAAGAAGCUCCUUGCAGCCCUUCAUUGAAACCCUUACGUCAGAUUACUCGUGCCAUGCAAAUGUGCUGUCUUAUAAACACGGAUGGAAAAUUUGAAUACGUAUCAUACACAGUGUUUUUUAGAGCAUAAAUACCAAAAGAAACCAAAUUGUUUUGAAAGUGAGUGAGUGUGGGAAUAGACAAUUCCGUAGAACACAAUGAGAGGUCAUUAAUCUUUUCUGUAUUUAUUGAAUCUUGCAGUAAUGUUGCUAUACCAAGAUAUCUGUGUUGAAGAUGUUUUCUGAAGAAACUGGAUUUGUUUUAAUUUAUUUAGUGAGGUACCAGGCUUUUAGGUGCUUAAAUGGAGAGCAAAUCUGUGACGUGCAAUAGGAACUGCUGGUUAAAAGAUGUAACAUACUGUUUCUGAACAUCAGCAAGAUAGACUUUAACUACUGCUUGUUCUCCAAAGAACGCUGGUAGCUCUCAAUUCUUGUUGACAUUUGAAAGAAAAUUAAAACAUAUAUUUACUUUUUGGCUAAAUUGUUGUUUUACAUAGAAAUGUUUUAUGUAGGAAUUUAAUUAAAAGUGGUUUUACUUUGUUGAGA